Bathycoccus prasinos is the source of this 1665-nucleotide messenger RNA. RefSeq lists its product with no specific name. The record is from RefSeq and is a predicted model, not a curated record. The transcript has a single exon. Gene Ontology annotation, molecular function: beta-galactoside (CMP) alpha-2,3-sialyltransferase activity. Bases 1 to 1665 code for a protein of 554 amino acids. Lineage: Eukaryota; Viridiplantae; Chlorophyta; Mamiellophyceae; Mamiellales; Bathycoccaceae.
AUGACGACGAUGAGAGGCAGACUCUUCUCCCCGAAACAACACCAACACCAACCGCGUGGACGACGAAAAGCUGCAUUACUUGGAGGACUAUCGAGGGACACUUUAAUCACGCUCGGUUUGUUCUUGUUCAGUCUCAUCCUGUUCGCGUUGCCGAACGUCUUGUUGAGAACAACCGAGGACGACCUCUCUUUUAGGAGUAGGAACGAGAACGAGAACGUAUUAUCAGAGCAGCAGAAGCAACAAAAGAGUUUGGCGCCGCAGCACGAAAGAGAUAGCGAAGGGAGGACGAGGCCUACGACGACGACGACCCCUCGACGAGCGUCUUCUUCGAGCGGCAGCGGUAAAAAAUCUAGUAGUAGUAGCAGUGGAAGCAGUGGCAGCAGUAGUAGUAGUUCGAACAAUAGCGAGCAAAGAGCCUCGGAUGGAGGGAUAUACAGACGAAUGUAUAACCUCACCGAACCAGAUGUAGACGAAACCAUCAAAGGUACUAUUCUCGACGUGAAAGUUACCUUGGACGCGCUCCCGCGAAUAGAUAUCGAUCCGAAAAUUUUACCUACUGGAUUACACAAACGCGACGCGUUUAUCACGCAAUCGAACGCGAAGAAAUUUCGGUUCGAAACGUUGCCAAAGAGGUAUUUAGCGAUUGAUUUUGAUGCGAUUAAGUUAAGGUUUAAAGAUGUGGAUUCAAAGUUAUCGGAUUCGAGUUGUGCUUUAGUCGGGUCGAGCGGAAACGUGGUGGGGAGAAAUUUUGCGAGCGCGAUUGAGUCGCACGAUUCGGUCGUGCGAUUGAACCAAGCGCGGGCGGAUUCACCGUUGAAAGGUAAUGGGGAUAAACAUACUCAGACGAAGGAUGUCGGAGAGCGGUCUAAUUUCAGAGCCUUAUCGAAGCCGUGGAUCCACAAGUAUUCGCUUCCAGAAAAAGGCGGGUUAUCGCCGGCGGAUUUGCCGUUGGAGUGGGGGGCGAAUUUAAUUUUAACCGGCGCGACAAAAGGUAUCACGUUACAAUCAGUCGGACUGGCGCAAGCGUUGAGGGAGAAAUGGCGGCGAACGGACGUGCAAUUAAUCGUGGUCACGCCGAGAAUGGAAGCGGCGGCGAGAGAUUUUUUCCAAUUGUACAGAUGGAAGCUCGAGAAGAUGGGUUUUACUUUGAAAACGAAAGGCACGCAGCCGUCGGUUGGAUUUGUCGCCGCGUUCGCGUUAAUGCAAGUGUGCGAUCGAGUAUCGUUGUAUGGAUUCGGUCGAACGCACUCCGAUGGUUCAAAGCUGGAAAAGUACAGAUACUUUGAUUCUGGGAAAGGUCGGUACCCGCCGACGAGGGAAAUCGUGAGUACCGGCAUGGACGUAGAAGUGGCUAUUUUCCGAGCGUUAGCCAGAGAAAAAAAAGUGGUCUACUGCGACGACGGAGAGGAAACGACCAUGAACUGUGGUAACUUGCACUUUCGUAACGACGCUUUUCCGAAAUCGACAUCGUCUGCUUCGUCUGAAAGAGGAGAAGGAGGAGAAGAAGACAACAACGACAAAGACGCCGACGCGGAAGAAGAGGGGGACGCCGCGACCGAAGACAGUAAAGAAGAAGUAGAUGAACAAGAAGACCACGAAGAACAAGAAGUGGGACAAGAAGAAGAGAGCGACGUUCCGUCUAACGGGUGGGCGGAUCUGGUGUAA